AUGAGGCAAUAUGUGAUGGAUGGCAACUUCACUGCACAGCAUAUGAAAAUGAACAAGCCAGAGCUGGAUGUGUCAUUAUCAGAUGGAAAAGGCUACAUGGUUUCUGAGGCACCCUAUCAGACUCAUCUCCAGCAGUCUUUGGAUAACAAGGAGAGAUCCACCUGCAGCAAUCACAGGGCAAUCAAUGCUGCCAAUAUCAACAAGUCCAAUCUCUGGUCCACUGGCAUUGGUGCAACAGCCUGUGCAAGACAUGGUUGCUUUGUUCCCCAUUCUGUGGUGGAUUUUCAAAAAGGGGAAAGCAUCCAAAAGGCCCUUGUCAUUUAUGAUGUAGGGUGCCAAUGGAGUAUCAACUUCAUGAGUCAGGGGAAGUUUCAUCUGGCUGCCCACAAACUCUCUUGCUUUCCAAGAUAUAGCCUCAACUUUGUCAAGGGUGCUGGCCACCUGGAUGGUGAAAUUUUGGAGACAUUGUGGGCUCCAUUCAAUAAGAUCUCUCCAACUGCAAGGUCUAUGACUCAAGCCCACAGACAAGAGGUGUAUGAUGAUCAUAUGAGAGAUUCUAACUGGAAAAAAAUUGUGGGCAUAGUCCCUUCACUGCUAAAAAAAUACAAGACUUCAAACAAGUGUCUGGAGGAAAUGAAUCAGGCAUAUGAGCAGUUGACAGCUGUCCUAGACCCUACCCCUACCAUGGGUGAAGUGCAGUUAAAGCUCAUGAAAAAUCCACCUUCAUCCUCAGGAAACCUUGGUUCUGUGGCUUGGCUUGCAGAAGGAAUCAGCAUAGAGGAUGCACAAGACCAGCUAAGAUCUGAGCUCUGUCAGCUUCCCAGUCUCAUGUCUACAAGACAAGAAGUCAAAGUCUCCAAGAAGAGACAGAGACUUUCUGCCAAAAUUGAGAAAUUCAAUGGCAAGGGACAAGCCUUUCUUGAAGGUUUGGAGGAUGAUCCAGCAUUCCUUAGGCAUGAAGAAGUGGAAGAUGAAGGAGAGUUCUGGGAAGAUGGAGAGGAGGACUGGGAGGCUGCAGAAGAGGAAGGAGACUUGGCUGCUGAAGUCAUGAAUAUAUGGAUGCCCUCAUCCAUUGGAGCAGCCAAACUGACAGAGCUUGGCCUUCAUGCCCUUCUCAAAGAAGAAAUGGAACUCAGGAUUGGGCAAGCUAAUGAUUGUUUAGAGGGGCUUCACACUGACCUGGGCAACAAGGCAAUGUUAUAUUGGCAGAAUUUUUGGAAUGCAAAUUCCACCAGGGAGGGUACCAGAACCAAGAAGGAGAUCUGA
Messenger RNA from Pisolithus orientalis, 1266 nucleotides. RefSeq lists its product as uncharacterized. The coding region runs from base 1 to 1266 and encodes 421 amino acids. The record is from RefSeq and is a predicted model, not a curated record. The transcript is spliced from 8 exons. NCBI's taxonomy places the organism in Eukaryota, Fungi, Basidiomycota, Agaricomycetes, Boletales, Pisolithaceae.